Messenger RNA from Microstroma glucosiphilum, 1243 nucleotides. RefSeq names its product putative dihydrodipicolinate synthase. The record is from RefSeq and is a predicted model, not a curated record. The transcript is spliced from 7 exons. Gene Ontology annotation, molecular function: 4-hydroxy-tetrahydrodipicolinate synthase activity. Lineage: Eukaryota; Fungi; Basidiomycota; Exobasidiomycetes; Microstromatales; Microstromataceae. The coding region runs from base 90 to 1082 and encodes 330 amino acids.
CAGGAAUUGGAAUACCUUCUCCAUUCUCCGGUACGCACUCUUCUUCAUCUUCUUUACCACUAUACUAUUGAAGUCGCAGCAUGAGCAACAUGAACGGUGGACGACGCUCUCUGCCUAGCGGUGUCUAUGCGCCCUUGCCAACCUUCUUCGAUUCGAAUGAGGAGCUUGACCUGACAUCGUUCCGGAAGCACCUCACUCGUCUUGCGAAGAUCGACAUCUUUCCAGUCUGCGCUGGCUCCUUGGGAGAGGCUGUUCAUCUGACAAAUGAGGAACGUGGCGAAAUCAUCAGAGUCACUCGUCAGGUGCUCGAAGAAUGUGGAAAACCCGACACUCCGAUCGUUGCGGGAGUUGGAGGCAGCUCGACUCGUCAGACCAUCGAGCUCGCUCGACACGCAGCGGCGGCCGGAGCCGAUGCCGGCAUGAUCAUCCUACCAGCAUACUACGCGGCAAGCUUGGCAACCGAUCCAAAGCAAAUCGUGCAAUACUACUGCGACGUCUGCAGUGCUUCACCUAUACCGAUCCUCCUAUACAACUUUCCGGCCAACGCCGCAGGCCUAGACAUGUCUUCUGACAUCAUUGAGGAGAUAGCAAGCAAGUCGCCGAACCUUGCAGGAGUCAAGCUGACCUGUGGUGGAAGCAUUUCGAAAUUGAUUCGACUGCGAUCCCCAACAUCAGGACACCAAGAGUCGCCAUCCUCCGCCUCCAAGCUCCUCUUUUUGGACGGUCUGAUCUCUGACCUCGUACCAUGGAUGAGAGUCGGUGGUCAUGGGACCGUUAGUGGUAUCUCCAACUUUGCCCCAUAUGCCACAAUGCGAUUGUGGGAGCUGGUGAACAAGGAGCCUAGUGCGCUUACCAAGGACGAGGAAUCUGAGCUCAACCGGAUCCAGGCCAUUCUAGCUAAAGCUGAUGCAUAUGCAGUGCCUGCAGGAGUUCGAGGUCUCAAGUACGCCCUGGCUAGGAUACAUGGCACCAGCCCUUUCCCCCGGCGACCCCUCCUACCCUUGGGAGAUCAAGAUGGGGAAGCAUUCUGGGCAAAGCUCGUAGAAAUGAUGGACCUUGAGGCAUCCUUGGCUCCACAAUAGUGUACGCACAUCUCCUUUAGAAGCACGUCUCCUUAGAAGCACAUCUCCUUUAGACGCACAUUUCCUACAGAAGCAUAUCUCCUUUAGACUCCUUUAGAUGCACAAGUCCUCUGUCGCCCUUUCAUCAGUACAAUUUGAAAUCUUCAAUGAGAAUCCUUUAU